This is a messenger RNA of Aspergillus niger, 495 nucleotides long. RefSeq lists its product as uncharacterized. The transcript is spliced from 5 exons. The record is from RefSeq and is a predicted model, not a curated record. The coding region runs from base 1 to 495 and encodes 164 amino acids. NCBI's taxonomy places the organism in Eukaryota, Fungi, Ascomycota, Eurotiomycetes, Eurotiales, Aspergillaceae.
AUGUCGCCAGAAUUGGGGCUCGAGAAUAUCAAAGGAAGCGCCCGGCGGAGUCGGCGGAAAGGGGGAUUCUGGGCGUCAACAAAUACCAGAUCGGAGGGAUCCAGUAAUGAAGUGGAAGCGCAGGCUCCGGUCUCCAGCGGCCAAACGAGGAUAUUCGGGGAUGGUCACGUUGCAAGGGUUACUCUGACGCAAGGCGGACAGGUCGAGGAAGGAAGAGAGAUUGGAGAAAGAGGAGGAGGAGCGGAAGUUCUCGAUCAGCAAGACAGACGACGGGGCGGACAGCGACGGGGUCGUCCGGGUAAAGCCACUAGCCCGCUUUGGGAAUGGGAAAAAGGAGGCCUUCCCCUGUUGGCUCUAGCUCGCAUCGGCGGUGCCUCGGUGCGCUGGACAGGCAGAUCCGAGGUGCCUGAGAGAACCAAGGUCCAACCUUUCCAUAUUGCAGAAAUUUUCUUCAUGGUCGGGCAACGGAGUCCGCAACAACCGAACUGCGGGUGA